Aphanomyces invadans is the source of this 826-nucleotide messenger RNA. RefSeq lists its product as hypothetical. The coding region runs from base 13 to 789 and encodes 258 amino acids. Lineage: Eukaryota; Oomycota; Saprolegniomycetes; Saprolegniales; Verrucalvaceae. The transcript is spliced from 4 exons. The record is from RefSeq and is a predicted model, not a curated record.
GCGGCGGCGAUCAUGGAGGCCAUGUUGAGCCGCCGCCCGCUCCACUGGCGACGGACGCACUACUUGUCGGUGCAGCAUGGACAUCAGGGAGACAGUGCUUUCAAACGAUACCUCAUGGUUUGUGCAAUCAUGUCGGUGGUGACUCUGAUUGCAGCCUGCAACGAACAAGAUGCCCGUUCGUACUGCGUGAAGUUGCCAUCGGCGAGUGCAAUUGAUCCAGAAUGGAAGUGCACGCGUGCGAGAGAAAGCACCCACGUGCGGUUCUUGAACGGCGCACCUGUCGUUCAUGUCCGCCUGCCGCUCCCGCCAGCAAGCAACUCGGCGGGACGCAGCGAAAUCGAAGUGCUCCAUCACGGGGGUUGGUCCAGCGCAAACACUCUCCUUCAUCUCCUUGCAUGUGCAUCGUGCCUUGGGACCAUCAUGGCACUGAAGAACCGUGCGGGACUUCGUGUUGCGCUCAUAUGGAGUGGCUCGGCAAUGCUGUUUCUUACCGCGAUUGCCACAGAUGUAACAAGCGUCCUGGCAUGGCGGCACGACUGCGUCCUCCUUGGGCUCGUCCUGGCGGACGAAGUCACCAACUCUAUGCUUCGUUCGAUGCUGUCGUCCAUCGAAGCGGCCACCGUGUUGCAGAACGCGACCACGGAGUGCCACGCACGGCCUCAGAUGCUGUGCUUCGCUGCCUUGUUCACGUUGACGGGGUGUAUGUGUGGAGGCAGCGUGUUUGUGGCGCUCGCGCACGCUGGCCAGCCUGGUCCAACCCAACCAAACAAUGCAAUCGACGUUGUAUAAACGAAUGCAAAGCACGCAAUCUGGUGGACUAUACACG